Messenger RNA from Cladophialophora psammophila CBS 110553, 183 nucleotides. RefSeq lists its product as uncharacterized. The coding region runs from base 1 to 183 and encodes 60 amino acids. The record is from RefSeq and is a predicted model, not a curated record. Lineage: Eukaryota; Fungi; Ascomycota; Eurotiomycetes; Chaetothyriales; Herpotrichiellaceae. The transcript has a single exon.
AUGGCGCGGAAUGCUGGGCUGAUGUACACAUAUGACUUUGAGGGAUUUUGGGCUGUCAGCGAUGGUGUUGAGACACUCAAAGAUAGUUGGAAGAAGUUUGCGUCUUUCACCAACGACGUGGAUCUGGAAACCAGCAUCAGAUGGCGAUUUCCGUCUUUCAACGCAUUUCUGGCUGGCAGGUAA